This is a messenger RNA of Stegostoma tigrinum, 2454 nucleotides long. RefSeq names its product H6 family homeobox 4 (gene hmx4). The record is from RefSeq and is a predicted model, not a curated record. NCBI's taxonomy places the organism in Eukaryota, Metazoa, Chordata, Chondrichthyes, Orectolobiformes, Stegostomatidae. The transcript has 2 exons. Gene Ontology annotation, cellular component: nucleus. Gene Ontology annotation, molecular function: RNA polymerase II transcription regulatory region sequence-specific DNA binding; DNA-binding transcription factor activity, RNA polymerase II-specific. Bases 177 to 926 code for a protein of 249 amino acids. Gene Ontology annotation, biological process: regulation of transcription by RNA polymerase II.
CUUCCAGGAACGGCCAUCUUCCCGUGGAGUGAAUAACUUUGGGGGGAAACGAGCGAGCUCGGCUCUGAGAGGGGCAGGAAUGGUGCUGGCGGCACCGGGGAUCAUUGUCGAGAGCUUCCGGACGAUUCACUGAGACGGUUCACCGUCAGACUGCCUGAAGUGGGGGUCACAGGACGAUGGACAAGGAAGAGGGCUUUCAGUGUCAGCCUCUGUCUCUGACAUUUACCAUCGACAGUAUUCUGAAAGCCGGCCCCAAAUGCAAAGAGCUCAGGCACGACCGUGCAAAGCAGCAAGUCACAUCGGCGUCAGAAUUCAAAUCACGGCAUGAAGUGAUCAGGACGGACAUGAAACUGGGCAAGGACCACAGGAAAACAAGUCAAGAGACAAUGAAUGGCAGCUAUCUCACCUCCUCCUCCUCGCUCGAAUUCACCACGGACGCAAAUCAUUCGGUCAAAAGCCCGGAAUCUUACGAAUCGUUCGAUACGGCGGAUCACAGCGACGAUUCGGGCCGAGUCAAACACAACAAGAAAGCCAAAGUGCUGGCGAAAAAGAAGACGCGCACGAUAUUUUCCAAGAGCCAGAUCUUCCAACUGGAGUCGACGUUUGACAUGAAGCGAUAUCUGAGCAGCGCCGAGCGCGCUUGCCUAGCGAACUCUCUGCAACUCACCGAGACCCAGGUGAAGAUCUGGUUCCAGAACCGCAGGAAUAAACUGAAAAGGCAACUGUCCGCCGAACUCGAGGUCACAAACACCACCGAGGCUGCCCCCAAGAUAGUCCAGAUGCCAGCAAUGUACAAAGAGAGCAGUUUUCUGCGGAGAUGUUUACUACCAGUGUCUUUCCCUGUCCUGUACCCCGGGAGCAGCGCGCCUUACCUUUGUUUCCCUGACACCCGCAAAUAUGUCCAUGUCGUGGACGCGGACCUAUAAUCAACUAAAGCAAUGCUUAACUGUAUCUGAAGAACUUUUAGUGAUCGCUUAGUCACUGUUUAUACUGUUUAACUGGCGAAAAAUAUAUAUGGGGUAUGUAAUUUGUUGAAGGCUUUUUUGGUUUCCUUUAACUCUUCACUGCCUCUCUCCUCUCUGAUUCUUAACUCGAUAUUUUCCACUCGACGCCCAUCUUUUAGAUGUCUUUUAACUCAAAUUUGCUUCAAGGCUUUCCAAUUCUGAAUGAGAUUUUACAUUUCAGUAAAUUUUUUUUAAACCACUGAAUUAAUUCAACCACUGUACAGCGUUUGAUGGAUUUGCUCAAAAAUGCAGUGCCCUGUUGUAAUGUGCAAUCUUCAUUUGUAUUCGGAACUCUUCACAUUUGCACACGUUAGUGUGCGGGGAGGGGAUGUGGAUAUUUGCUGUACAGCUGAUGGAUUAGCUUUUAUAUCUUAAUUCAGAAACAAUCGCUGUUGCCACCAUUGUCUAGCAUUGUCCUCGUCGACCCAUAUUUAUAGUUUAAAAGGCAGUAUGCACUGCUAACAGAAGCAACGCACUGCUCACUCCUAGGAAUGUUACUUGGAACUUGAUAACAGCAAGGCAAUCACACGACCUAGCUUUGAUGCACGACCGAAAAUCAAUUUGCAGCCUCUUUGUUUUUCUGUUCUCGCUCUUUUUCGACAGAAUUCUUCGUUCAACGUUCUUUUUCUCUGAUUUGAUCUUUUACACCACCUUUCAAAAGUCACGCAUGUCAUUUGCUGUUUUGAUGUCAACUUAAACACACACACACACACACACACACAUACACACACACACACACACACACACACACACACACACGCGCGCGCGCUGGAGAUCAUUUAAUUGACCGUGUCUGUGACUAGUGUUCCAGCCUCUGUGACUGCGCUCUCCGGUUUGUAGUGAAGGGGUUGGUUGGCCCGUUAUUUCUUCUCCGGGGGCACCAGUUUGAAAAGUAAGCAAAUUGCGGGUCUCAACGUGCAAAAUUCCGAAGGAAGACCUGUUGAAAUAAAUCUUCUUCUUGGGACCUCGCAAUUGCAUUGCUUUUGUUUUGACUGAAUUCAUCAUUACCAAUUUAUUUCCAGCCUGGUAUUUAUCCAGCUUACACUGCAUGUAGUCUAUUAGAUCAGUGAUAAUCCAAUUUCUUUGCUGAGAAUGUUUGUAAAUCUGGUACGAUAUCAGUUUCAUUGAUAAAAUCUUACAGCACGUCAUAUUUAUACAACUUUACAUGUAAAGCGGUUUGAUAUUCACCGUGAACAUUAAAAUUAAAAUUCAGUUUAUUGCUCCAAACUUUGCAUAUUAUAAAUUGCUAAAGUGCAGCACCGCAUUUGAAAGCAAAGAGAUUAUUGCAUAACGCAUUUAAUAGGCGAUGACCAGAUAGAUACGCUCUGGAGUUCAUUCAUGCUUCAUGUACACCCAGCUUGGAAUUGCCACCGUCAUUAAAGCAGUAUUUGUUGCUAAAUUGGAGAUAAAUUAGCCACCCAUUCAAGAAUAAAUAACACUUGGAAAUAAA